Messenger RNA from Uloborus diversus, 720 nucleotides. RefSeq names its product B-cell receptor-associated protein 31-like. The record is from RefSeq and is a predicted model, not a curated record. Gene Ontology annotation, cellular component: endoplasmic reticulum; endoplasmic reticulum membrane. Lineage: Eukaryota; Metazoa; Arthropoda; Arachnida; Araneae; Uloboridae. Gene Ontology annotation, biological process: endoplasmic reticulum to Golgi vesicle-mediated transport; intracellular protein transport.
AUUCUUUACGACAAAUGCACAAAUAUUCAAGUUCAAGGGAUUUAGAACUAACUCAUGGUCACUUAGAUGCCGAAUUACAACUAAGCAUGAAAAUGUUCAGGGCACAGCGAAACUGCUAUAUUGCUGGAUUUGCUCUCUUUUUGGCACCGGUAAUUCGUCGAUUGGGAUCCCUUUUGUCAACGCAAGCUAUGUUGAAGGCCAGUGCAGAUGCUUCACUGAAACAAGCCCAAAGUGCUACAGAAGCAGCUGAAAAACUUAUGAAAGAAAGUGAAAAUCUUAAAAAAAUGACUGGUAAAGAAACUGAAGAAAAUAAGAAGAAUGAAGGGCAUGAAAAAGAAAUUAAAACUUUGAGAAGAGAACUAGAUAUAACAACUGAAGAACUGGAAAGAACAAAAAAGAAGCUUCAAAGUGUUGUUUCACAGGCUGAAGGAACAAAUAGGGAAUAUGAUCGACUGCUGGAGGAGCACUCUAAGUUACAGAGACAACUUGACCAAGCUCGAGGUGAUGCUGAAAAUAAAAAAGAUGAAUAGUUCACUUCAUUUUAAUGCAUUAAAUAUUUGAUCUGUAUUUAUCAUCAUCUGUGUAUUAAUUUUGAGUAGAUUUCAUGUGGAAAAAAAAACAUUAAUAUUAACAUUUAGAUAUGUUUUUUUUUCUUUUUAUAUUUGAAUUUUUCUUUUCUCUAAACUGUGUAUUAAUCUAAAAUAAAUAUUUUUUGAAAUA